GGAUGUGUUUUAAAUAGGUGGGACCGAAACCACUCCGUUUCCUGGAAACUUUGUUUUCCCUUGCUUUCCCUCGGCCAUCCCCGGCCGCGGGGGUGUGCACGGCGACGGCGGCGGGCGCGGUAUAAAUGGAGCGAGCGGCAGGGCCGGGCAGCGGGCGUUAAGAGGCAGCUCCCCCAGGACCGGGACCAGGACCAGGACCAGGACCAGGACCAGGACCAGGACCAGGACCAGGACCCGCACCCGCACCCCCCGGUGCAGGGCACCAUGGCCGAAGAUCUGGUGCUGGAGACAUGGGACCUGCAGCGCGAUCGCAACGGCCGGGAGCACCGGACGGUGGAGAUGGGCUGCCAGCAGCUGGUGGUGCGGCGAGGGCAGCCCUUCAUCAUCACCCUGCACUUCUCGGGCAGGGGCUACGAGGAGGGGGUGGACAAACUCGCCUUCAACGUCGAGACGGGGCCCUGCCCCAUCGAGACAUCGGGAACCAGGUCCCACUUUGCUGUGACCGAUUUCCCAGAGGAAUCGGGCUGGAGCGCCGUGGUCCAGCAGCAGGACGGGAAUUCCCUCUCCGUCUCGCUCUGCUCCCCAACCAGCGCCUGCAUCGGCCGCUACAGCCUGAUGCUGGAGACCUCCACCGGCUACCAGGGCACCAGCUGCCACAUCGGGCACUUCGUUCUGCUCUUUAACGCCUGGCACCCAGAGGACACGGUUUUCCUCCGAGAUGAGGAUGAGCGCGGCGAGUACGUGCUGUCCCAGCAGGGACUCAUCUACCAGGGCGCCCGCGACUACAUCACCUCCACCCCCUGGAACUUCGGCCAGUUCGAGGAUGACAUCUUGUCCAUCUGCCUCAAUCUGCUGGACACAAACCCCAAAUUCCUGAGGGACCAGAAUAGGGAUUGCUCCCGCCGCAACGACCCCGUGUACAUCGGCAGGGUGGUGAGCGCCAUGGUAAAUUGUAACGACGAGGACCGCGGGGUGCUGGCAGGGCGGUGGGACAACCAUUACGAAGAUGGGAUGAGCCCGAUGGCCUGGAUCGGGAGCGUGGAUAUUCUCAAGAGGUGGAAGGAGUUUGGCUGCCAGCCAGUCAAGUAUGGCCAGUGCUGGGUCUUCGCUGCCGUGGCGUGUACCGUCUUGCGGUGCCUGGGGAUCCCCAGCCGGGUGGUGACCAACUACAACUCGGCCCACGACACCAACGGCAACCUGGUCAUCGACCGCUACCUCAACGAGACGGGGGAGCAGGAGCAGCGCUCCAAGGACAUGAUCUGGAAUUUCCAUUGCUGGGUGGAGUCCUGGAUGGCCCGUCCGGACCUGGCACCCGGCUACGAUGGCUGGCAGGCGCUGGACCCGACACCCCAGGAGAAGAGCGAAGGGGUUUUCUGCUGCGGGCCGGCCCCCGUCAAAGCCAUCAAGGAGGGCGACCUGCAGCUGAAGUACGACAUCCCCUUCGUCUUCGCUGAGGUGAACGCCGACGUUGUGUACUGGGUGGUGCAGCGUGACGGGUCGCAGAAGAAGAGCACCCACUCCUCGGUCGUGGGGAAGAACAUCAGCACCAAGAGCGUGGGCAGGGACAGCAGGGAGGACAUCACCCACACCUACAAGUACCCGGAGGGGUCUGAAAAGGAGAGAGAAGUGUUUGUGAAGGCAGAGCACGAGAAGAGCUCUCUCAGGCAGGAGGACGAGGGGCUGCACCUCAAGAUCAAGCUGUCGGAGGGCGCAAACAACGGCUGCGACUUUGACGUCUUUGCCGUCAUCAACAACAACACAGACGCAGAGCGAGUCUGCAGGCUCAUGCUGUGCGCUCGAACCGCCAGCUACAACGGCACCGUCGGGCCCCAGUGCGGCAUGAAGGACCUGCUGAACGUCACCCUCGCGCCCCGGGCAGAGAAUACCGUGCCCCUGCGCAUCCUGUACGAGAAGUAUGGGGAGAGCCUGACCCAGGACAACCUCAUCAAGGUGGUGGCUCUCCUCACCGAGUACCAGACCGGCGAUGUUGUCGUGGCAGUCAGGGAUGUCUACAUCCAGAAUCCGGAGAUCAAGAUCAGGAUUUUAGGGGAGCCGAUGCAGAAUCGGAAGCUGGUGGCGGAGAUCAGCCUGGUGAACCCCCUCCCAGCCCCCCUGAACAACUGCGUGUUCGUGGCGGAGGGCGCCGGCCUCACCAAUGGGCAGCAGACCAAGGAGCUCGAGGAGCCUGUGGAGCCGCACGCGGAGACCAAGGUCAGGCUGGAUUUCGUGCCGAGCCAGUCGGGACUGCGCAAGCUGGUGGUGGACUUCGAGAGCGACAAGCUGACGGGGGUGAAGGGCCACCGCAACGUCAUCAUCGCGCCCCAGCCCAAGUGAGUGGCCACCGUGGCCGCCCCCCCCCGCCGCAGAGACCCUGCCUCCUCCCCUCCCGCUCGGGGGGCUCACCGGCCCCCUACUCGCUUUAGCCCAAGACGGUCCCAGCAGCGCGCGGAAGGACGACUGCCGAAGCCCAGCCUGACCCCGACAUGGCGGCCACGGUGCCACGCUCCCCCCCGGGAGCGCUCGGUGCUGCGGGGAGAGAAGCGAGGGGAGCAGGGACAGGAUAGCGGGGCCGGGGGCUUUCGGAGGCUCCCUGCACCAGCCGCUCGCUUCACCGCCUUUCCCUUGCCCCACGGGGUGGAAACGUCCCCGUCCUGCCUGUCCCCCUGCCUGGGUGCAGCAGGGACCCCCAGAGCCCCCCCAAGCCCAGCACAGCCCCGCAGCGGCCAGCCCCCUCCUCUUUCUGCAGCACUGACAGCCCCGGGCCACAGCGCCCAUUUCAUAGACCAAACAGCCGAACAACCUUCUCCAGCACUGAUUGCACCUCAGCUGUGCUCACGCAUGCCAUUGCAAUUCUCUGAACACAAUUUGGUAGAGAAAAGAUUGUAUACUGUGAGCACAAAGCUGUUCAUAUGCUAUAUACGUAUAUAACAAACCUAUUUAUAUAGAAAUACAUACUGCAUAUAACCCUACUGCAUAGGUAAAGCAGGGUAUUUGCUUUAAUAACCAUUCCUGUCACUGGAAACACUGUGCAGUGAGGGACAGGACGUUUCCUUGACAUGAAUUAACUAUGCAAGCACUGAAUAAAAACUGUAUUUUUCACUUUUAAA
Molecule: messenger RNA, 3107 nt
Organism: Harpia harpyja (harpy eagle)
Lineage: Eukaryota; Metazoa; Chordata; Aves; Accipitriformes; Accipitridae
Gene: TGM2
Product: transglutaminase 2
Exons: 13
Coding region: 265-2334 (689 amino acids)
Biological process (GO): peptide cross-linking
Molecular function (GO): protein-glutamine gamma-glutamyltransferase activity
Source: RefSeq, a predicted model, not a curated record